This is a messenger RNA of Clonostachys rhizophaga, 1365 nucleotides long. The record is from the annotation of a GenBank genome assembly. NCBI's taxonomy places the organism in Eukaryota, Fungi, Ascomycota, Sordariomycetes, Hypocreales, Bionectriaceae.
AUGUCACUUCCGAUUCUUCCUAUCGAGCUUGUGAGCCGUAUCAUCAGCUCUCUCCAACGACCCCACCAAGUACGUGCCGUGUGUCGGCAAUGGAAUUCACUGGCCAUCAAGCACGCAUUCCAUACAGCUACCUUGGUCCCAACAGAAGCCGGCUGUCGGAAAUGGAACGCUAUAAUGGAUACUUCUCAGCUCAAAACAGCCAUACGAACUGUCGUCAUUUACAGUCAUGACCCCGAUACUGUUGAACACAAUGGGUUUGAUUGGUGUGAAGACGAAGAGGAUGACAACUAUACCCCGUUCAAGGAGGCUGUCUCGCGUAUAAAGGAACUAGAUCUCGUUUCAAAGGUCUCAAUCAAGUUUUCUGAGGAAAGUUAUGGGGCGCAGGAUGGAUAUUGUGAAGUAGAGACAAAAGAGGCCAGAGAGAAGACAUUAAUUACUGUCUUCGAGGCCAUCAAGACACGCGCGGAAGAGAAACCCGAAAAAUCCACGAUACACGCUCUCUCCUUGAAGAAUCUACAAAACUUUCCGCUUCCGGAGUUUACAACCAGCGAACUCUUCAAGGCUGUCACUAAAGAUAUUGACGAGCUUCACCUUGAUAUCAAAGAAGAGCACAACAGCCAUGGUCCCGACCACGAUAUCUACUUGCCUGAGCUUGUGGAAUUCACGCCUUAUCUCCAAGAGCACUGGCUCGCCCCCCUUUCCGGACAACUCACCACCUUGUCUCUGUACUUCACGGAAUUUUGGGGCACCAUGCCUGGAACUUUUCAUGGUCACGGCUUGGACUUCCCACGCUUACAAACCCUCAAUCUGGGCCAACUCGCUAUCUCGCAUCACGACCACCUGGACUGGGUCCUGCGGCAGAAGACUCUCAAGACUUUACGCUUCGAGAGAUGCGUCAUUUGUCCUUACAUUCGCACAGAGUCGGACAAGAUAGGUGAAUGGGGAAUCCCAACAGAUGACUGGGAGGAGCUGCCUCGUGGUUCGUUCGGAUUUGAUAUGGAUGAUGACGCCAUUUACUACUUCCCAGGUACUUGGGAGUCCAUGUUUGACAAGAUCCGGACAAACCUCCCUCUGCUUGUGGAUUUCCAGUUCAGCUGGGCGCGCUGGUCACCUGUUAUGUUUGACGACCAGAGACACAUGGGGACCGACCUAUCCAGCUCUCGGUAUCUUGUGUUUGAUAUCGGUCUUCUCCCCAGUCGCUGGAUUGAAGCAGAGUACGAAGGCGUGUUAAGCUUCGGGGAGCCUGUGGACGACGACGAUUCGGAGACUGGGGAGCCCAAGGAGCUAAAUCGACAUAAGGAAACACUGGCUGGUGAUCAAAGGGCAUUUGAGGAGCUUCUUAAAGCAACCUAUCAAAGACAGUGA